This is a messenger RNA of Caenorhabditis angaria, 250 nucleotides long. NCBI's taxonomy places the organism in Eukaryota, Metazoa, Nematoda, Chromadorea, Rhabditida, Rhabditidae. The record is from the annotation of a GenBank genome assembly.
AUGAAGCUUCUGGUGAGUGUGAUCUUUUUUUUUUGUUUUCAUUUUGUUCUUAUUCUUUCAGAUUAUUUGUAUUGCUAUGGCAUUGUUCUUGUGUGAUUUUGCUGAUGCAAAAUUGAUUGGGAAAAGUGAUUCUGAAUCUGAAAAUUCCAAUGAGUAUUGGUGUGGCACUGCUCGUUUGCGAAAGUUAGAAGAAGAGAGAAGGGCACUCAACGAUGCUUUGCAAAAAUUCCAUGAAAAAAGUAUGGGUUAA